AUUAGCUCUCAAGGCCUUAUGGCUUCUAGGGUAUAUUUGGCUGCACAGCUUUGCGAAAUCCAUUAUUUUUGAUAUUAAUAAUCCUCACAUAUUGCCGGAUAUAUCAAUUUAUGAAGGAACAUUUGCAUAUGGCGGCGUUUAUAAAAUGUUUCAUUUGGUAACUCCGAUAAUUUGUGCUAUAACUGAUGCUGAGCAUUUUAUAGAUGCCCCUAAACACCGCUUCAAUGGGCCUAUGUUGAGCUUUGUCCAGGUGUAUACUCGGGAUGAUCUACGUAUAGUUUCUAUCUCUUAUCAUGAUCCCGACAAUUCAGAGGUUUUUGCUACUAAACAUUUUCAAAAGAUGUUUGAACAAUAUAGUAAAAUUUCUGUUAGAGAUAAACAUGAGUUUAUAGGAAGCCCCGUAUCAUUGGCGAUCACUUUGCAUAGUGAUCAAAACCAUCCAUUCAUUGUUAAGACACUUAUGGAAUGGAACGGCACUACAUUUACCCAUUACAAGACUUCAAGGAACCGUCGUUCGUUACGAACUCGCCUACUAGAAUGGCUUCGUUAUUUGGAUCACAAUUUCUAUUUAUCUCCAAUUUUUAAUAUCGAUGGAAAUAACUCGGGUAGUAGUGACAUAUCACCAUCUCUUAUAUCACGAGCUAGGGAGGUAUUGACAAAUGUACAAAGGACGGAGCUUACCCUAAUAAUAAAAAAUAGUGAAAUAUUAUGUGAGAUUGAGGUAGAAAUACCUCCAACAUUAAAUGGAAUAUUUAAACCUAAGAGAAUAAUAAAGAAACCCUAUUAUUUCAAUAGGGUCAAAAAAAGCAGACGUUCAUAUGAUUAUGAUAGAAAUGUAGUAGACAUUGCGCAAAUUCAUGUUAUCAAAAUAGAAAUGAUUGUACUAGCGAACAUCAAAAGAGGUGACUGGUUAUAUACUCAGUUUGCAAUUGCAUAUAUACCACGCCGUAAUUAUGAACGUGUAAAAGUAAUAGAUUCAGUUAUUAAGGCCGACAUUUAUGAAGAAGGUGAUGAUGAAUUUAUAUCACAUGUGGAGGUAUUCUAUAACACAGUCAACGGUGCGCAAUACGUAGUGAUAAAUGUCAACAAUAUCCCUGAAGGUGACCCUCAGGAAGUAGAAACCCUUUUUAAAGCAAGAAAAAUAUUCAUGGUAAAUAAACUAGGCUCUGGAGCAACUUAUAUCGAUUUAAACUGCUAUGAUCUAGAGCCUUACAUAGACACAUUGUAUAACAUAAGAACUGAAGCUGCAAAUGAUGCCCCUCAGAACAUCAGAUGAGAAGGUGAUAUGAUAUAUAUCAUUUGAGCUCUUAAGACUUAUGUGAAUCAUAAUAUAUUACAAAAUGUCUUUAAUUCUAUUUUUCCAUAUAUUCCAAUGU
Messenger RNA from Babesia bovis T2Bo, 1376 nucleotides. RefSeq lists its product as uncharacterized. Lineage: Eukaryota; Apicomplexa; Aconoidasida; Piroplasmida; Babesiidae. The record is from RefSeq and is a predicted model, not a curated record. The transcript has a single exon. The coding region runs from base 146 to 1276 and encodes 376 amino acids.